This is a messenger RNA of Sphaeramia orbicularis (orbiculate cardinalfish), 4020 nucleotides long. RefSeq names its product intermediate filament family orphan 2b (gene iffo2b). The record is from RefSeq and is a predicted model, not a curated record. Lineage: Eukaryota; Metazoa; Chordata; Actinopteri; Kurtiformes; Apogonidae. The coding region runs from base 551 to 2047 and encodes 498 amino acids. The transcript is spliced from 9 exons.
CGAGUUUAGCACUUUGCAACAUGAUCCCUGUACACCACGGAGAGGCCGGGCUCUGCGGUCCCGCAUCCUGCCAUGCAACCGCACCACAUGGAGACUGGAUAGCGCUUCAGUAACAGGGAAUGGUAAAAGGAAGAAGGUGGACCAUCUUCUCAUGCCGGCUAUAUGAACCCACACAGCAUCAGCAGCGCCUGACAAAGCAAAGGCAAACGCACAGAGAUGAGGCUGACGGGAAGUAAUGCUGGUCUGCGUCAAAUCUCUCCCUACUUCAGAUGAUGAUGAUUCCUUCUGUGCCUGUUAAAGGACUCUGAUGGUUUCUGUUUGUGGGUUUUUUUUUUUUUUGUGAGCACCCACGCUGCAGGGGGUCCGUGUUGUUGUGACCUAGCAGGGACAGUGAUGGUCACCCCAUCUCCAGCCACACUCUCAGCAUCCGCAUUAUAAGGAAAGGAGUGGGACUGUGGUGGAACAUGCAGAGAUAAAAACAAGUUUCUGCAUCCAAGCAACGCAGAGCCUUAGUUGGAUUGUUGCCGGUUGUUGUUGCUUGUCUACCAACAUGAACUCGCUUUAUUUCUCCGAUACACCGCCCGGUCCGGUCUGCAGCGUCCCCACCGGGUCGGGCGCGGUGACCAGCGCUUUGCGUAAUGACUUGGGCUCCAACAUCCAUGUGCUGAAAACCCUCAACCUGCGAUUCCGCUGCUUUCUCGCCAAAGUCCAUGAACUGGAGAGGAGAAACAAACUGCUGGAGAGUCAACUGCAGCAAGCUUUGCAGAGACCGCAGUACCGUGGACUUUACGCACGGGAAGUCGCAGUCCAGACGGACGGACCCGAGUCUCGGCUCCCGGGGACCAUUUGGAGCUUCACGCACGUCCGGAGGCAAGGGGAGCGCUUUGAGACCCUGCACGGGCCCGGGGUGACGUGGACGCAUCCGGAUGGUGUGGGGGUCCAGAUAGACACCAUAACCCCAGAAGUGAGGGCUCUGUAUAACGUGUUGGCCAAAGUCAAGAGGGAGAGAGACGAAUACAAGAAAAGAUGGGAAGAGGAGUUGUCCAAACGUGAGCAGUUGGAGUCUACGGUGGAAUCCCUGCAGCAGAGCGCCCAAGAGUCUUCCGAGGUCCAGGAUGAGCUGAAUGAGAAGGUGGAGAGACUCAAGGCUGAGCUCGUGGUCUUCAAGAGCCUGAUGAGUGAUAGACGGCAGCAAAUGUCAGAGCUGGACUCCAAGAUCCAGGAGAAAGCCAGGAGAGUGGACAUGGACAUUUGUCGGCGGAUUGAUAUCACGGCCAAACUGUGUGAUGUGGCUCAGCAACGCAACUCCGAGGACAUGUCAAAGAUGUUCAACGUCAGCCCGGCGAGGUCGCUCCCAGAGAGGGGUGCCGUGGCCUGCUGCAGGAAAAAAGAGCGUAAAGCUGUGUCAGAUGAGGAGAGUUCAGAGAUGGAUGCAGACCCCAGCCUUUCGGAGGAGGAGGUCCCCGGGUCCCUCAACAUCACAGAUGAAAUGAAACGCAUGCUCAACCAGCUACAUUGUUCAGAUAACUCCUUUGUUGCCAGGCGCGAGACGUUUGAAAUCGACGACGACUGCGACAGUCUGACGUGGGAGGAGAACGAGGAGACCCUGCUGCUGUGGGAGGACUUCGCAAACUACAACAUGCCGUGCACCAUCGCCGCAACAACCUGCACAACCACCUGCCCCUGUGACAGCACCACGGAGGUCGCUGAUCCAGACUCCCAGGAUGGAAGUCUUGGCAGCCUCAUUGAUGAGACAGAGUCACUAUUUAAGACGAGAGAGCAGGAGUACCAGCAGACCAUCGGACAGAUAGAGAUGGAAUUAGCCACGGCAAAGAGCGACAUGAACCGCCAUUUGCACGAGUACAUGGAGAUGUGCAGCAUGAAGCGAGGCCUGGACGUGCAGAUGGAGACCUGUCGACGGAUGAUUAAAGGAGGCAGGAACUCUCCCUCUUUCAGCUCAGUGGCCAGCAGUGACUCAGGGAACACAGAUGAGAUCCAGGACGAGAUUUCAGAGAAGGACGCAGAGGCUGAAGUCCCUGUUAGUUGAUGGCUGCAUAGCUGGGCCCUGACCCAUCUCCUCCAGACCACCCCUGGUUACCACUGUGGUUACAGAGCGUGUGCAGCGGUGGUGGUCCGACCUUAAUCUGGGCCUGUUUGACCUCAAAUUCUGACGGUCACGUUCAAAGAUGCCGCCCCAGAACUGGUGCUUUUCUACAGUUUAUGUUGUUUCAGAUGUGGUGGGGGUAUUGUCUGUGUGCUUCACAAAGACAAAGUGGUGCAUAUAGAGUCUGAGCUGUGCUCUCUUCCUCACUGGAUCUUUAAACUCAAGCUUCACAUCAAUUUGGGGGGAGAUUAAAAAAAAAAACAUUUUAGACUGGCUGAGAAGUGUUUUCUACAAAUUGUUACCCUAUUUACAUCCUUUUUUCAAAAGGAAUUGAAUACAGUACAUAUUGUGCUCCUUGUUCGAUGAACAACGCAUACAUCAUUCAUUUAAACCAACCUCCGUGUACACUUUUUAAUGUUCAUUUUAGAUCAAAAACAUCUGCACCCCUCAAUUGGACUAGUGUUUUGUUUUUGACAUGAUUUAUAAGGGUCCAGAUGGGGGAUUUGCAAUCCAAACUAAACUGGUUUGAGCUUAAUUGUCUUCUGCCCAGGAGACGACACACAGAAAGUGGAGACAAAUGGAGUUGGGGUUUCUGAGGGAACUCUGUAAGGUUGCCAGAGUUGACAGAGGAAAGGAGCACAGCCUUUUGAUGCAUUAAUGCACUACUGAAGUUCUAUGCAAUUUAGCUGGCCUUAAUUUUGGACUGGCUUUCACCCUUCCUCAUUUCUCCUGAAACCAAUACAAUUAGCCUUUGAGCAAAGCAGGUGUUUUCUAUGUAUCAUUUUGAGGACUCCUUUUUGUGCAUUUGAGUGUGGAAUAAUCUCAGUAUGGAGUGUUUUAUUUUUCCUUUUGUGCAUGUUAACAGUAAAAACUGGAAGAGCGCCCCCUCUACAGAAGAUGUAAUGUCUUUAGUGACAUUUACAUUGCCUUAUUCCAGUAGCUACUUAUUGCUGAAACAGGCAGUGCAUUUUUCUUGUCUUGUUCUUUUAGUUAUAAAAGAACAAAUCAAAUAAAUUGACAAUGCUUAUCAGAAGAGCCAAACAGACAGAACCAAAGGACACACUAAGAUACUUCCAUUCACACCCAACACAUGCAUAACAAUCCUACUUUAUUAUUUUAUACUGGAGAAUGUUUGCAUCUGUUUAUGUGUGUGUGUUCACAUGGGUUUUUAGACUUUUUCAUUGCAGUCCUGUGGAGGAUUCUGUUCCAGACAGGCUGCACAUCCUGCUGCUUCGUCUUUUAAAACAGGGGCUAGACAUGUCAUAGACUGUACAUAGAGGGCUGUGGGCAUGUGAUCGUACACCCUAGAGGCCUUUGUGUUCAUUUGUCUUUUUGCAGCAGAUAAAGAUGUCUGAUCAAUGGCUUUUCAGUGCUUUCACUGGAUUAGUGCAGAAACUGACGCAUGGGGACAGAAGUGAUAUUUUUGUCACCUCUUUGUAACAUAAUGUAUGUAUGUAUGGUUUGCUGGAUCAACGUUUAAGUGCUACUUCUAUCUUGAAGUUUUAAAGAAGCAGAAUGUUAAAACACAGGCCUUUUGUUAUUUCAGCAUGUUUGUGUGGAGAAAAGGAGCUUUUUUUAUAACCUAUUUUGAACUAAAUAGCUGCAAUGCAGACUGCUCUACAUUUUUAAUCAUUUCUCUCUUAAUCAUCAAUUGAUUGUAUUUGUGACAAAAAAAAGUAUUUUUCACUGAUUUUUAAUCAUUCUGUGUUAACCAAAGCAUAUUUCUUUCACCUCAUUUAGCUUUUAUUAACUUAGCAUAGCUAUUAAACUUGUUCCAGACAAUUUGGUCAUUUAUUGACCAUAUCAAUCACCCCGAAUAACAAAAACUAAUCAGUUAAUAUGAAACAAGACUGAGGAAUAUUCUCAGUCACUUGGAGCCUUCAUGUCUUUGUGUUGAUGUAAAACCAGCCUGAUAA